Messenger RNA from Toxorhynchites rutilus septentrionalis, 517 nucleotides. RefSeq lists its product as uncharacterized. Bases 29 to 343 code for a protein of 104 amino acids. Lineage: Eukaryota; Metazoa; Arthropoda; Insecta; Diptera; Culicidae. The record is from RefSeq and is a predicted model, not a curated record. The transcript has 2 exons.
ACAACAAAAUUGCGUUUUCCCAACACUAAUGGUGUUGCUUAUUACGUCUCCUAUGCAAACGUGGGCAGUAAAGUUAAGCUUUUUUAUGGUUGAGCAAAAACUUAUUGCAUCGAACAGCCGUUCGACGGCGGUUUAUGUGGGACUAUUUAUUCUGGAACAGGCACUUCCUUCGUGGCUCGGCACAUCGCAAAGGACACCGGACGCACUGCUGACCCCACGAUCUGGCAUCGAAGUUCCCGACGAGGACUAUUUCCGUCGGAAGGGAGUGCUAGGUCACACAGCACUCCAACCAGAGCUAGUAGAGAAAGUUGUAUCAAAUCUUACUGGACGCACAAACACUUAGAGAGAGUAAAAUUAUUCCUCUCGCGAGCGAUAAACCUCUACGCUUCGUAUAUUAUGAACCUGUCCAUAUUCCCCCCACUACAUGUCCAUCAUACCCGCACCGAUAAAAAUUUUCUACUUUUCGGCUUGUUUUAAUUUCAGUAAAAACAUGGAAAAACACUUUUUGUAAAACAUU